CCCAAGCGAAGAACGUGGCGCGUGUCCGUGCGGCGCGCUCCCGUGAACACCGCGCGGGGAGAGAGACUUGAAGAACGGGGAAGGAAGCGGAACCCGGAGAGAGAGAGAGAGCGAGAGAGAGAGAGAGAGAGAAGAAAAACCCCAUGAAAAUGCGCUCGGAGGGUAAAUGAAGGAUGUCUUUCCGUCCUUCGGAAGAAAAAAAAACACGACCGUAGGAAUUUGCGUGAAGUGUCGAGGGGGGAAUCUUAAAGAACUGCGUAGGAGCGCGGUGUAGUAGUGCAAUAGAGCCGGGUAUUUAUUCUUUUUGGUGGGGAGAAGAGAAUAUCAAGAAUGGAGGCUUUCAUAAUAGUUCACCAAAGCAGGACAGAAGAUUUGACACAAGGACUAGACAGCGAAUAAACACCCAGUUCUGAACAGGAAUAAAGAACGUGUGUGUUUUUUUUUUUUUUUAAUACAUUUUUUAAGCCACCUAGCCCCUCGAUGACAAGAAUACGAGUCGAGGGCUUGAAGGACGGAGGCACGUGCUGAGGGAAAUUGUUAGUCGGCAUCUUUGUGUUCUCACAGACCAUGUGGCCAACAGCGCAGAGGAAUCGACUUUCAGUGGUCUGGCCUGGAUGCCAUGCCACCGGGCUGUGGAUAUGGUUAUUUUGUUCAGUUUUGGCAUUGGCACGGGCGCAGAGCUACUACCCCACAGUGAACACACAUUACGGGAAGCUACGCGGUAUGCGUGUUCCACUUCCCAGCGAGAUCCUGGGCCCCGUGGACCAGUACUUGGGCGUGCCUUAUGCUGCACCACCCGUGGCUGAGAAGCGGUUCCUGCCCCCUGAGCCACCCUCGUCAUGGUCAGGCAUUAAGAAUGCCACACACUUUGCGCCCGUAUGCCCACAAAACAUCCACAAUGCCGUGCCUGAGAUCAUGAUGCCCAUCUGGUUCACUUUUAACUUGGAUAUAGUCGCCACGUAUAUACAGGAGCAAAAUGAGGAUUGUUUGUACCUCAACAUAUAUGUACCAACCGAAGAUGUCAAAAGAAUAUCCAAGGAAUGUGCCAGAAAACCCAACAAGAAAAUAUGUAGAAAAGGAGGGGCCCAUGCUAAAAAACAGGGUGAAGAUUUAGCAGAUAAUGACGGCGAGGAAGAUGAAGACAUACGAGACACCGGUGCCAAACCUGUGAUGGUCUACAUUCACGGAGGCUCCUACAUGGAGGGCACAGGGAACAUGAUCGACGGCAGCGUGUUGGCCAGCUACGGCAAUGUCAUCGUCAUCACGCUCAACUUCCGGGUCGGCGUCUUAGGCUUCCUGAGCACAGGUGACCAGGCCGCUAAAGGUAAUUACGGCCUCCUGGAUCAGAUCCAGGCCUUGCGCUGGAUCAGCGAGAACAUUGGCUACUUCGGUGGCGAUUCGAACCGCAUCACAGUCUUCGGAUCAGGCAUCGGUGCCUCUUGUGUGAGCCUGCUAACCCUGUCGCAUCACUCAGAAGGUCUGUUCCAUCGUGCCAUCAUCCAGAGCGGUUCAGCGCUAUCCAGCUGGGCUGUCAACUACCAGCCUGUGAAAUAUACACGUCUGCUUGCAGAGAAGGUGGGCUGUAAUGUGCUGGAUACCAUGGACAUGGUGCACUGCCUGCGGAAGAAAAACGCCCGUGAACUAGUAGAGCAGGACAUCCAGCCUGCACGCUACCAUGUAGCCUUUGGGCCAGUGAUUGACGGUGAUGUGAUCCCAGAUGACCCAGAGAUCCUCAUGGAGCAGGGCGAGUUCCUCAAUUACGAUAUUAUGCUGGGCGUGAACCAGGGUGAGGGCUUGCGCUUUGUGGAAAAUGUUGUGGACUCUGAAGACGGCGUCUCAGGCAACGACUUCGACUUCUCUGUGUCUGACUUUGUAGACAGCCUAUAUGGCUAUCCAGAGGGGAAGGACACCCUGAGGGAGACUAUCAAGUUUAUGUACACGGACUGGGCUGACCGAGACAACCCAGAAACACGCCGCAAGACCCUUGUCGCACUCUUCACUGACCAUCAGUGGGUGGAACCAUCCGUGGUGACGGCUGACCUGCACGCUCGCUACGGCUCGCCGACCUAUUUCUAUGCCUUUUAUCACCACUGCCAGAGUUUGAUGAAACCCACCUGGUCAGACGCGGCACACGGAGACGAAGUACCAUAUGUCUUUGGUAUCCCCAUGAUCGGGCCUACUGACCUGUUCCCCUGCAACUUCUCUAAAAAUGAUGUCAUGCUCAGUGCCGUAGUUAUGACCUACUGGACUAACUUCGCCAAGACUGGAGACCCAAACAAGCCAGUGCCCCAGGACACCAAGUUCAUCCACACAAAAGCCAACCGCUUCGAGGAAGUGGCCUGGUCCAAAUACAACCCUCAGGACCAGCUGUACCUGCACAUCGGGUUGAAGCCACGUGUUCGUGACCACUACCGUGCUACUAAGGUGGCCUUCUGGAAGCAUUUGGUGCCACACCUGUACAACCUGCAUGACAUGUUCCACUACACGUCAACCACUACACGAGUGCCACCCCCUGAGACCACGCAGAACUCACUGGCCACCAAGCGGCCUAAUGGCAAGACCUGGCCUUUCAACACCAAGCGGCCACCCAUGUCACCGGCUUACAACAGCGAGAGCGGCACAGAACGGCGGAACAGCGCGGAUAACGAUGAGACCGGGCCAUUGCUCGUCGAGAACGCACGUGACUAUUCAACCGAGUUGAGUGUCACCAUCGCUGUGGGUGCCUCUCUGCUCUUUCUCAACGUGCUCGCCUUCGCUGCACUUUACUACCGCAAGGACAAGCGCCGCCAGGAGCAGCGGCCACAAGGCAGCCCGCCUCGUUCCAACGCUAACUCCAAUAUCAAUGGCACCAACGUCGAGGAUGAGAUCGCAUCACUGCAAGUGAAUCAGUGUGACGCCACACCAGCUGGAGAGGCACUACCGCUCACCGCGCUUCCCGACUACGCGCUGACUCUGCGCCGCUCACCUGAUGACAUCCCUCUCAUGACGCCCAACACCAUUACCAUGAUCCCCAACUCGCUGGUGCCCAUGCCCAACCUGCACCCAUAUAAUACCUUCACAGCCGGCUUUGGCACAACCGGUCUUGCCCACUCACACUCCACCACCCGUGUAUAGCUUUAAGGAGGGUGCAGAAGAGUAUUGGGUUUUGUACGAAUAUCACAGUUAUGGAA
Ictalurus punctatus (channel catfish) is the source of this 3170-nucleotide messenger RNA. It is a transcript of the gene nlgn3a, whose product is annotated as neuroligin 3a. Gene Ontology annotation, cellular component: synapse; postsynaptic specialization membrane; cell surface. Bases 568 to 3114 code for a protein of 848 amino acids. Gene Ontology annotation, biological process: neuron cell-cell adhesion; synaptic vesicle endocytosis; postsynaptic membrane assembly. Gene Ontology annotation, molecular function: neurexin family protein binding; signaling receptor activity. NCBI's taxonomy places the organism in Eukaryota, Metazoa, Chordata, Actinopteri, Siluriformes, Ictaluridae. The transcript is spliced from 8 exons. The record is from RefSeq and is a predicted model, not a curated record.